Molecule: messenger RNA, 2162 nt
Organism: Synchiropus splendidus (mandarinfish)
Lineage: Eukaryota; Metazoa; Chordata; Actinopteri; Syngnathiformes; Callionymidae
Product: core histone macro-H2A.1
Exons: 9
Coding region: 353-1459 (368 amino acids)
Cellular component (GO): nucleosome
Molecular function (GO): protein heterodimerization activity; structural constituent of chromatin; DNA binding
Source: RefSeq, a predicted model, not a curated record
CGCGUCUAUUAAUACGGCGCCACAUUCUUCCAUCGGGUCCGGUCCUCGCACGGUCUGGCUGUGGUUCCAGAACAACCAUGAGACCGUCGCACUGACUGGAUCCGGCUGCUGGCUUCAGUGCGAUUCACGUGAUUUUCCGUCUCGCUGAAGGUGCGAAGGGUUAAAGAUCAGACUGGCAGCAGAGUGACAUUCAGCAGGACUCGGGCGUCGGUGUCCUCGGCUGGUUCCGAUAUCCGCCGCUCGCUGUGGAUUGUGGGAGAGACGAGGACUCUGCCCAGACUUGUUACCGGGAGGCUGGAGACGGUUCGCCGCCCUGACCCGCUCCACUGGUCUCCUCCGCAGAGUCUGAAUCAUGUCCAGCCGAGGAGGCAAGAAGAAGCUGACCAAGACGUCCCGCUCCACCAAGGCCGGGGUCAUCUUCCCGGUGGGGCGCAUGCUGCGCUACAUCAGGAGGGGGCUGCCCAAGUAUCGCAUCGGCGUGGGAGCGCCCGUCUACCUGGCCGCUGUGCUCGAGUACCUCACAGCGGAGAUCUUGGAGCUGGCGGGUAACGCGGCCAGAGACAACAAGAAGGGUCGUGUCACGCCUCGCCACAUCCUGUUGGCCAUCGCCAAUGAUGAAGAGCUGAACCAGCUGCUGAAAGGUGUGACCAUCGCGGCCGGCGGCGUCCUUCCCAACAUCCACCCCGAGCUGCUGGCAAAGAAGAGAGGAGCAAAGGGCAAACUGGAGAGCCCGCUGUCUCCUGCGCCCGAGAAGAAACCCAAAGCUGUCAAGAAGGCUCCAGCCAAGAAGCAAGCGGGGAGGAAGGCAGGCAGGAAGGCCAAGAAACCCGGCGAGAGCAAGGCGGCGUCGGCAGACAGCACCACGGACGGCUCUCCGUCCGACAGCUUCACCGUUCUCUCCACCAAAAGCCUCUUCCUGGGUCAGAAGCUCAACCUCAUCCACAGCGAGGUCAGUAACUUGGCUGGCUUUGACGUGGAGGGGGUGAUCAACCCCACCAACGCUGAGCUUGAACUUAAAGAUGAUCUAGGCUCGGCUCUGGAGAAGAAGGGCGGGAAGGAGUUUACCGAAGCAGUGCAGGAGGUGAAGAAGAAGAACGGUCCCCUGGAGGUGGCGGGCGCUGUGAUGAGCGCCGGCUUCGGGAUCCCAGCCAAGUACGUGAUCCACUGCAACAGUCCGUCCUGGGGCUCCGACAAGUGCGAGGAGAUGCUGGACAAGACGGUGAAGAACUGUCUGGCUCUGGCCGACGAGAAGAAGCUCAAGUCUGUGGCGUUCCCCUCCAUCGGGAGCGGGAGGAACGGGUUCCCCAAACAGACGGCGGCGCAGCUGAUCCUCAAAGCCAUCUCCAACUACUUCGUGGCCACCAUGUCUUCCUCCAUCAAGACGGUCUACUUCGUGCUGUUCGACAGCGAGAGCAUCGGCAUCUACGUGCAGGAAAUGGCCAAACUGGAGAGCAGCUAGAGACGAGUGGCGGCGGGAGCCCGCGUCCUGUUUUUAUUUCCGCUGACCGCGAGCGAGGCGGCUCCUUUUUAACGUCCCACACUUACUGAGGCAAGGCUUCCUGAGAAGUCCAUACGGGUUUAUGCAUGAAAAGAUUAUCGUCGUUCUCUUCGGAGACGAUCAUUUGCAUCAGUCCAGAUUAUAAUCUGAAGAUGAAUUCACUACGGCCCAUCGUCGGAUCAGGCUUUGUGUUGUGUCUUGUGUUUGUUUCUCCGACCCCCGCGAGAUCUUGAAUGUCUUCAAAGUAUUUAAAAAAGAAAAAGUUGUUUGACGGCCACUAAAAGCUUCUUGCUGAGCGUCCGUGCUUGGUUCUGCGUGUUUCUAUUACUGUUCGGCUGUUGAUCCACCAAAACGACGGAGCUCUGGUCUGGGAGACGGACGCUGUGCUUUGCAGUUCCACUGCUGUCCCGCUGGAGGGCGCCAAGUGACCGGGAAUGGGACUUGCAUUCGUCUCAGCCAUUUUCUGUCGAGCAAAAUCACCGUUCUGUUCUUCCUGGAUUUGAAUUGGACUCGAUGAACGAAUAUCGGAACUGACCAGUUGCAUUUGGACUUUUGAGAGCAACGUUUUCUUACGGUGAUUUAAAAGAAAAAAAAAAGAUUUAAAUGAUUUCUAAAUAAUUGCUGCAAUUGAUAUAAACCUGCAACACUCAAGUAAUAAAACAUU